This is a messenger RNA of Odobenus rosmarus divergens (Pacific walrus), 408 nucleotides long. Its product is annotated as optic atrophy 3 protein homolog. Lineage: Eukaryota; Metazoa; Chordata; Mammalia; Carnivora; Odobenidae. Gene Ontology annotation, biological process: regulation of lipid metabolic process. The transcript has 2 exons. Gene Ontology annotation, cellular component: mitochondrion. The coding region runs from base 1 to 408 and encodes 135 amino acids. The record is from RefSeq and is a predicted model, not a curated record.
AUGAAUGACAAACUGUACCACUGGGCGGAGAUGCGGGCCAAGAUGCGCCUCAUGGGCUUCAGUGCGCACGCCGUCAAGCCGCUGAACGAGGACGCGGCCGCCGAGCUGGGCGCGGAGCUGCUGGGCGAGGCCACCAUCUUCGUCGUGGCCUGCGGCUGCCUGGUGCUGGAGUACUGGCGCCACCAGGCGCAGCGCCGGCGCGAGGAGAGAGAGUGGCGCGCCGCCUGGGACGCGAUGCGGGACGAGGUGGACCACCUGGCGCUGGCGCUGGAGGCCCUGCAGGAUCGGGUGCAGGCGGCGCCGCUGCAGAGCGCGGUGGUGGAGCUGCAGGCGCAGAUGCGGGAGGUGCGCGCCCAGCUCUGCGUCCGGGACCCGCCGUCCGCACCCCAAGCAACGCCCAAGGAAUAG